CACAGAAAAACCUGCAGUUACCAGACGACCUGAAAAGGGGUAAGAGUUGAGAGCUAAUUCCUUAGAAAAUAAAGUUGCAGAAUUUUCUUUUUUGGUCUGAAAAUCUGAAAUGGAAAACUAUGAUCGAGUUAUUGCAGUUACCAUCAGUUAGCUGCCAGGCGGUGAGAAGGGAAAAGGAAGAAUUCGAUCCUUUCUUUCAAUCUCAGUCCAUUUACUGACUGAAGUACUCAAAACGGCUGCUCAUCAUUUGUCCGACCAAACCAUUGAAGAACUCCUUAAAACCUCCACGACUCCCUUCCGUCCUCUGUCGAGAGACACAGGAACCUGCUUGCCUUCACAGGCAUCCGCAUCACUCGAAGGUUUCAGUAGGUUUUCCGGCACGAGCCUGUCGGAAAAUGUCGAGUUCUUCGUAGAAGGCUGUGUUUCCUCCAUCAACCUGCCACCAUGGUUCUGUAUGAACACACACAUGCAAUGCAAACUAGAAUUCUUUCCUUGUCCGUAUAAUUUUAGGCAUCCGAAAAGCGCUCAGUCAAGUGUCACCCGUCGCUUCGUGGUCGCAGCGUACCGUUGCCUUUCUUCAAUGUUUUUCCCGCGAAUCAGAACUCUUUCCCUGGUAACCUAUCUGGAUUCUACUAUCGUCAAGUUGGUUACUUCAAUAAGACCUGCUUUGUCUUUAACUUCAUCCUGGUUUUUGCCAAUCUUAGUUCUUUCCACUGGUUCGUCGUCUUCGAUCCUCUGAACCUCAUCGCCUGAGCCGGAAAAAAGCCUAACGUCGUCAUCAUCGCCUGAGCCGGAAAAAAGCCUAACGUCGGCCUAGACGAGCUUCCGUGGCAACCGCCGUCUAGCUUACCUUCCUUGCAUCAUUUCCUACUUGGCGUUCGGUGAAGCUUCCACCUGCCGCUCAAAAAAGAAGACGCCGGGAAACGACCUAUUUUGUCUGGAAAAGCGUUUUUCGUAAGCUACGACCUUUUGUCUUCUUUGCCUCGUCUCUUCAUCUGGGGAGUCCAUAGUCCCUCUGUGCGAUUUCCUUCCCGCCAGGACAGGAGCUCCGAAAGGCUACCGGACCAGGAUGAUCACGGCGGCGGAUUUCUAUCACGUGAUGACGGCCAUGGUGCCGCUUUACGUGGCGAUGGUCCUGGCAUACGGCUCGGUUAAAUGGUGGAAGAUCUUCUCGCCGGACCAGUGCUCCGGCAUUAACCGGUUCGUCGCCCUCUUCGCCGUCCCCCUCCUCUCCUUCCACUUCAUUGCUACCAACGACCCCUACGCCAUGAACAUUCGCUUCAUCCUUGCGGACACUCUCCAGAAGCUCAUGGUGCUUGCUGCUCUCGUCCUCUGGUGCAGGCUGAGCAAGAGGGCCUCCCUUGAAUGGGCCGUCACCCUUUUCUCCCUCUCCACCCUCCCCAACACCCUCGUCAUGGGCAUCCCUCUCCUCAAGGGCAUGUAUGGCGCCUCCAGCGGCAGCCUCAUGGUGCAGAUCGUCGUCCUCCAAUGCAUCAUAUGGUACACCCUCUUGCUUUUCCUCUUCGAGUACCGAGGUGCCCGCCUUCUCAUCGGUGAGCAGUUCCCGAACAAUGCGGCCAGUAUCGUCUCCUUCAAGGUGGACACCGACGUCGCCUCCCUCAGCGGCCGAGACCAGUUGAUGGCCGACGCAGAGAUAGGAGACGACGGAAAGAUCCAUGUUACAGUCCGUAAAUCGGCUUCAUCGUGCUCGGAAAUAUUUUCCCGGAGGUCCGGCGGCGCUGGGGUAAUCAUACCCACACCGAGGCCGUCGAAUUUGACGAACGCGGAGAUAUACUCGUUGCAAUCGAGCCGGAAUCCGACGCCGAGAGGGUCGAGUUUCAACAAGGGGGAGUUUUGCGCGAGCGCCGGCGGCUUUCCGGCAACUGAGGAGGGUGGAUUUGUUGGUAGAAUGAACGGUAGUGGUGGGUUUCCGGCUAUGGUGUCGCCAGCUGGGACGAAGGAUCUCCAUAUGUUCGUGUGGAGCUCGAGCGCGUCUCCGGUUUCCGAAGCGGCUUCGAACGUGUUCCGAGGGGAGUUCGGAGGGAGUGAAGAGGUGAAGGUGGGGGUAAAUCAACCCAAUCACCAGUAUCAGAAUCAUCAGCCACAGUAUCACCACAAUCAUCUUCACCAUCACAACCUUCACUAUAAUCGAAGAGAGACUACUAUUGAAAAUUAUGAGGAUUAUGGUCGUGAUGAGUUCAGUUUCGGAAAUGCACCUGUUACUAAUGGUGGUGAAUCUGUGUCGAGGGAUGGAGAUGGUCCAAAUUUCUCUAAAUUUGGCACCAGUUCUAGAACUGAGCUGCGCCCAAAGGCUGCUGAUGAUGGAGAUGCCAGACCACCUUCAAUGCCACCUGCGAGCGUGAUGACACGCCUUAUUCUGAUCAUGGUUUGGAGAAAACUGAUCAGGAAUCCGAAUACUUACUCUAGUCUUCUUGGCUUGACCUGGUCGUUGAUCUCAUUCAGGUGGGGCGUCCAGAUGCCUGCAGUCAUUGCCCGUUCUAUUUCUAUACUUUCUGAUGCCGGUCUUGGAAUGGCCAUGUUCAGUCUUGGUUUGUUUAUGGCUCUUCAACCACGGAUAAUUGCAUGUGGAAACACGAUUGCCACUUUUGCCAUGGCUGUCCGAUUUUUCUUUGGUCCUGCUGUAAUGGCUGCUGCAUCUGUAGCCGUAGGCCUGCGAGGUGUUCUCUUACAUGUUGCCAUUGUUCAGGCUGCACUUCCUCAAGGAAUCGUGCCCUUCGUCUUUGCAAAAGAAUACAAUGUACAUCCGGACAUACUGAGCACAGGAGUAAUUUUCGGAAUGCUGAUCGCUCUCCCCUUCACUCUGCUUUACUACAUCUUGCUUGGGCUGUGAAGUUUUGCUACUCCAGGAAGAUGGUGGAAUGAGCUUAAUUUGCAUCCUGUUUCUUUCCAUGGAACCCCAAUUUUGGAAGAGGUCUAAUUUCUCCUUGAAUGGUGACAAAUGGAAGUCGAGAGGAAGAUGGAAAAGCAACUUUUGGUAUUUUAGCUGCGUUUAGAAACUACAUCAAAGUUUUUAUCUUUUAUCUUUUUUCCCCCCUCCUCUAAUUACUGUUCGAAGCUUGCCUGAGGAUGAUCUCUGUAGUUUUUAACGUUUUCAGUUUUGAGAAUUCUCGCUUGGAGAUCAAAUUGCUUCUAACUGGCCGGUAAUGAAAAAGAAAAUGGUCUUCUUUUUUGUA
Messenger RNA from Nymphaea colorata (pocket water lily), 3194 nucleotides. Its product is annotated as probable auxin efflux carrier component 1b. Gene Ontology annotation, biological process: auxin export across the plasma membrane; auxin polar transport. The coding region runs from base 1070 to 2851 and encodes 593 amino acids. Lineage: Eukaryota; Viridiplantae; Streptophyta; Magnoliopsida; Nymphaeales; Nymphaeaceae. Gene Ontology annotation, molecular function: auxin efflux transmembrane transporter activity. The transcript is spliced from 6 exons. The record is from RefSeq and is a predicted model, not a curated record. Gene Ontology annotation, cellular component: plasma membrane; endoplasmic reticulum.